Molecule: messenger RNA, 6235 nt
Organism: Porites evermanni
Lineage: Eukaryota; Metazoa; Cnidaria; Anthozoa; Scleractinia; Poritidae
Source: the annotation of a GenBank genome assembly
GUAAAGUAACACGUGUUCUUUAAGUCAUGCUAUCUUUCUACUUUUUUCUCGGUUUUACAACCCUAGGCACGGUUUGUUUACAGUGGGCGAAUAGCGCCCAACCCGACGUAGAAACAACUCGCGAUUUUGCCUCGAUUCCGGGUCAUUUGGAAGAGCUUGGCGCGAAGAACACAAAACGUUCUGUCGAAGUGAUUCAAAGUUUUCCAGACCCUGAAACAUUUUUCAGAACAUACGUGGACGGAAGUAAACCAGUUCUGAUCCAAAAUGGAGCAAAAAUGUCGUCAGCAUUUGAAAAAUGGACGGAUGAGUAUUUCUUGUCGCUUCCCGAAUCGAGCGAGCACAAAAUCCAGGCGGAACAAAGAAAGAAGGAGAAGAGAACAGUUCCUCCAGAGGAAAUGUCCUUUAGUGAUUUUGUCAAGACGUACACGGAAAAGGAUAUCUAUAUGGUCAGCAGUGUUCCUGAAUUUAUAAGGUGGGUUAUUGAAGUUAGUUCUGUUUAAAAAUCAUUGUAAAUCUCGGUAUAAAGAAUUUGAUUUAUGCGUUUUUACUAAGAUGAAUGUCGUACUAUUGUUGCACUGUUAAUAUCCGUCGUUUACAGUUGACUGAUUUUGUCGUAAUAUCUUUUGUUUAGUUCCAAAAUAGCUUGUUAUUAAAGGAACUAUGUCACAAGGAUAUGGCCGUUUAGGGUCACUUCUGUGCUAAAACUUAAGUUGGGCCAACUUUUUAAAGUUUUAGUCCGUGUCCAUCAUCAUCAUCCGAAGCAAAAGGAAACUGGAAGAGUUUCAAUGCCUACAGUUAGCCUAUAAAACAGCCGAUAUUUCGCGACGCUACCACUGGUUUAGCUUGGUUUCCCCGCGAAAUCACGUCUGAGAAAUGAGCGCAGAAAUUCCAUACUGAUGAUGCGUCACUACCCAGAUCUGAGUACUACUUUUGAUUGGUCGUGCCGCUUGAGAAGGUUGCUUCAAUCAAUCAGAAGCACUUCCCAGAUCUGGAUAGUAACACGUAUGGAAUUCUCCGCUCGUUUCUCAGACAUCAUUUCGCGGGGAAACCAGUGGUGGAAAUGUCGGCUGUUUUCUCAGGCUAAAAUAUAGUCUAAAAAACCAAAACUGGACCAUUGUUUUCGGAUACCAAAACACUUUUUACCUUUUUAAAAAUAUAGCAAAAUGACCGAAAUAAAAGUUAGGCCACCGCUCAACUGCUAGUGGUUACCCGUACUAACUGUUCAUCCUUCAGUCACGGAUUACAUAUACAAAAACGGGAAAUUAACUUUUUUAACAGGGUGUUUUACGAUCCUGUGGGCUCCAAACGUCCUUUUCCAAAAAGACUAAGAUGUGAAAAUAAACCACCCCCGCCGUUUUGCCUCAUUGUUGGGUAGUUAUAGCACAAGAGGACUUUAAUUAGAAAAAAACACUUAAGCUUUUUUCCGCGUUACUUUGUUUAGUGUAUUCAUUUACGUUUGUAUUCAAUCAUGUGUGUAUUUCUAGCCUAGCAACUAAACAUAAGCGCAGUAAUAUAAUCCAUGAUCAACAAUGAUUAUGGUCCAGAGAUGGAAAUGAUUAUAGCAAAUGUAGCAAAAAAUGGCCACAGGGUUGGCGUAAAUCCAAAAUUCAAAUAAAAUGUUAUUGCACGCAAUAGCAAACAUGGCAAAUGUCUCAAAAAAAAGAAGCCGAUUCCUCUGCAUGAAAUUUUCUGUGCCUGGCUUGGGGCACAAGCCAGUAAUUACUUUUUUAUUUUUAUAUCAUGUAGGAAAGAUAUAGUACUUCCUCCCCCUCUGUUGUGCAGAGAUAUCACGGAAGCGGACAUGAUAGCCGACGCGGUAAGUAAUAACCAGCUGAUAUCAGUGUAAUAUUAUAACAAUAUGCAUAAUAUGUGCUCAAGUGAUAUGGUUGUGCGCGUGCGUAAGGUAUUGGCCAACAGGGGAUUACUGCGCGGCUGUGUAGUGUGACCAUUUGGACCAAGGGUAAGGGAGCUUAAGGGAUUGGACCUCCGUACGGAGCCUCUCCGUAUAAUUUUUUUGUUUAUCCCCCAGGACUUAUUGAACUCUUUCAGUGUUAUUGUCCUUCUUACAGUAUAUUCUCUCUUAUUACAGGUGAUGUGGUUUAGCAGUGGAGGAACCAAGUCUGUUUUACACCUUGACGAUGGACUUGAUAAUAUCAACUGUUUGUUUAGAGGGACUAAGGAACUAUUAUUCAUUGAUUACCAAAAGUACAAACACGUGGUACGCUAACUCAUUUAACAUCGUAUUUUAUAUACUACAUUUACAAUACAUCCUCUAGAAUGGCCCGCUGAUAGCCAGAGGGAGGCGCUAUUUUGUCCAAUGGGCCAUUUCCGAGUUGUCCCAGCCUCUGUUUGAAAGCGAGGCUGAGUAAAUGAGUUUUUAAUCCUCACGCAAAUAAAAAUCAUUUUCCCAAGAAAGGUUUUACGUUUAGCCUCGUCAUGAGAGUUUUUUGAACUCGGAAAUGGCCAGUUCCCCCUCCCACGUUGAGUACUUCGAAAAUACUCCCAGCUCGUUCUGAUAUAGGCUUUCAAAAAAGUCCUUCGUUCGAUUCUGCGUCGCUCGGUUGACCGCUUUGCGGCCUAAAGAGCUCGCUCCGCUCGCUGGGAAGUUCGUGAGUUCGAUAUGUAGCAAGACUAUAGUUCUGAUAGGACGCCAUCUACCGUCGACGCCAUAAGUGGAUUUAGUUUGUGGUUGGUUAUCUUCGUUGAUUGCUCCGAGAGGUUUUUCUCCUUCCGGUUUUCUUAUCUCCUCAAAAACUAAUAUUUUCAAAUUCUAAUUCGACCAGGAAUCAUGUAGACAAAGAACCACUACGUGGAUUGCUGCCUUUGAAUUUUUAUUCAUUGUUAUUCAUCUAUUAUUUACGCUUCUGUCGAGUACUUUACAUGACGAUACAGUAGUCUUAUACGGAUAGUUUGGCUUUAGAAAGUUGUUCAGGGUGGAUUUUAUUUCAGCUCUCCCCAGGACAUCUCAAAUUUAGAGAGGAAAUCGUUGAAAAAACUUGUUUUUAAAACAUAUUUUGGAUUGAUGAAGAAAUGUUAGACUCCUGAACGAUUUUCAUAAUUGCAUAAUUAUCAGUUCCCGGGUUGAUUACGAACAAAUGACCAGCUCCCAGUUGACUCGCCAGCUCAAUUGGUUAGUGCGCAUGCGCCUCACCGGUAUCACGCGCAGUGCUCAGGAUUUUGAAAAACCUUGAAUGAAACCGAAUCCCGACAAGCCUGAGAUGUUUUCAGGCCUUGUUUUUGCAACAGCAUAAGGUGCGUAUUUAACUGGGAUGAUCUUCUCUGCAUUUAUUUCCUGCUUCAUCCCGCAAUUCAAAUAUAUCAGUAUAUUAAAUCAUUCCUUGAUAAAACAACGACAUGACACCGGUUCUUCACUCAAGAUAUCUGUACCCUUUAUAAUACCAGUUAUUCUGGAUUAAAAAUGUAGUUUUUCCCUCGGAGAUUUAGGACCCUAUGGCUGUUUUUUGAUAAACUCUAAAUCAUGGUUGUGAUAAAGUCUUUGAAACCCUCUUGAAAAACAUGCAAUUUGGCUAAGCUAGCCAACAUAAGACUAAAAAGGUUUCUCUCAGAUAAAAAAGAGGCCAACAUUCAUGUAUCUCGGACUAACAAAGCUUGGCCAAUAGAGCGGCUUUUAUUUAAUUUUCUGCGUAAACAAAAAAGGCUACUUCUAGCCCGAUCUUGCCUGCUGGGUAGCCAAAGAGAAUUAGCUUCAGCUAGGAAUAUGAUAAAAUAACCUGAAACGCAUAUUCCAAUAUAAAUCUAGUUUAAUCAGUGUGAAUGGGUUUUUAGAUUCUAAGACGAGUACGACAACAAGUACGAGAUUUCCUCAAUACUAAGAAGUGCUCGCGCGUAAACCAGCGUCAUUUUGGCGGGAAAACGUGGUAGCCGUCGUCACUCUAGUAAGAGUUUUAACGAGAAUGUCGAAGUUGGCGGAAACAAGUCAUCAAAUGUUAGAAAUUUUAUCAUUUUGCGAUCGGGAGAGGGAGUAACCUCGUUCACUAAAGAUAAAACCGUGCUAGCAACAGUGCUUUUUCUAGUGAAAAAUGGUGAAAUGAAGCUUUCCGGGAAGUCUAUAUUUUGAGAAUACGGGAAAAAACUUUCAGGCAUAUCUCGUACUCUUAAAAAGUCGUCCUCGUCCUUGAAUCUAAAGGUCUCUAUUAGCUUUGUAAUAACGAAUUUUUCUAAAUAUAAAACAAUAUUUCCUUAAAGGUUCCCAUUGAUUUUCCGGCGGAUGGCUAUUCCGGUGUGGACGUAGACAGGUAUAUAUAUGAAGGCUAUAAACUUUUAUUUUUGCCAAUCCAAAAUAUUCCUUUCUUUUUGAUUGGCUUAAGUCCCACAGCUAGUUCUUGAUAGCUAGUUAGAGUUGGUGAAAUUUGAAAGGUGUUUGCUUUUAUUUUGCGAUUGUUGACGACAAUGGUAUAAUAUCAGAUAGGAUAUCAUCUGAACUGUUUGGUGGAGUUCCAAAAAAAUGGCGGACGAUUACGCACCUUAUGCGUAGAUGAAAUAACCGAGACAGAACAUUACAUACUGCACUCAAAAAACAGACUACCAAGUUAGAAAGUUCUAAUCGCUGAAGUCUAAGAUAGAAUCUCCAGCAGUUCUCGGAAAGUCAGUUUUUAAGAAGGAUAAACUCAUUCUGACCGAGAGAGAGUCCCAUGAUUCCAUAUUGUUCUGACCUUUAAAUAUUUAAAUUGCAAUUUAUUUGGUGUGCGUAAUGGGUGACAGUCGGGAGAAAUCGGAUGUGCUUAAGCAGGCGGCGAGGAGCCCGGUCAUGCUCAUAUCGUCGCGAUAUUUUUUUAGGUGCUUUAAAACGAAAGCAAGAAUUAAGUUUGUGAUCUAGCUUAUCACUUUUAGUGUUUGGCACAAUCUAACCGCCAUGAUAAGCUAGCAAAAAAAUUAGUUCAUUCUCGCAAGGAGACUAGUCUAAGGUAACCCUGUUCUUGCCCCAGACCCUCGAUCAUGUUUCUCUUUCCUGGGGGCACGAGUUUCUAGGGUGGAGAAUGUAGAUUUGCGAGUAGCUUUAUCGGUGUUGUAUUUGUGUCUUUAGGGUGGACUUUGAGAAAUAUCCUGGACUUAUUGACGUGGAAUAUUACAAUGUGACUAUGCAGGCAGGGGAUUGUCUGUUCAUUCCCCAAAGAUGGUAAUUAUUCUAUUAACUUGAGAUCUAGAAAAACUGAAUGUAAAAUAAAACGCCGAAUCAUUGUCAGUCCGAAUCAUCUUUUCACGCAGUACAUUUGAAUUACCGAGUGAUUUCGAGGGACAAACAAAACACUAAGAACAAUAAUAAACAAUUGAAAUAAGUAGUAAAAAUUAAGUUUUAGAGAAUACAAUUUUGAAGGUGUCCUUACUUUUGGCCAGAGAAUAUUUUACAUUUUGAGCUGUUUUGGAUAAGGUGCUUAAUGAAUUCUGAUAGAUACACAAAAAAUAUUGUAGUCGUGAGAAUCGAAUAUUGCAAUCAUUGACGUUGCAAAAUUAAAGAAGAUUCUCCGAAAGUAUUGUUCACGCCAAUUUACGACUGUCUCGUGACAUUUUGCGAAAAGAAUAGGUACUAGGCCUGCUUUAUUUGUUGCUGCCCUGUCCACACUAGUUCGUUUUCGUUGUCAUCGAAAACGCAUCGAUCGAUUCGUGUCCACACUACCGUUUUCAUGCCAUCUCGACUGUCCACAAAACGGUAUGGAAUUGCUCGUUGUGACGCAAGUUGAACUCUUUGCGCAUGCUACAAUCCAACGCGCCUGCGAUAUUUUCGGUCGUUCUUUUCAUUCGAUGCGUUUUCGACCGUCUACACUAAUACGAUAUGUAUGCGUUUUCGUUUUGAUCCACUUAGUUUCACAAACGUUUUCAAAUCGAUGCGUUUUCGAUGAAAACGCUCAGCGUAUUAGUGCGGACGGAAGGCCUAAACGCGUCGAAUUGUAUGCGUAUUAGUGUGCGCGGGGCCUAAGGACCCUCUUCUUUUACCCUAGACAAUGAUUCCACUGAAACUCGGUAACAACUGGUAAAUUUGUUGAUGCUGAGAAUGUCUAAAAACCUGACACUAGCAAUAUGAGUUUGUUUUGCUUUUGAAAGGUUUCAUCAAGUUCGGUCGUAUGGACGAAACAUAGCUGUGAAUCUAUGGUGGCAUCAUUUUCCGAAGUUCAUACCACAGAACUGCGAUGGAAUGGAACCGAAUCAGACGCUAGAAAAGUUCAAUUUUACCUCACUGGAUGAGUUAAUGGAGUCAAGAGAACAAGACAUGUUGUAA